AUGCGCGAUUAUUUUCUGUCUCCAAAGCCUUUCUCCCAGGCUUCUCCAACCAAUUUUUUCUUUCUUUCUUUCUUUCUUUCUUUCUUUCUUUCUUAUUUCAUUACCGUCUCCUUUAUUUCUUAUUCAUUUCCUCUUUUUCCUGUUCGCCCCCCUUCCGUUCCUCUUUCUUUCUUUCUUUCUUUCUUUCUUUCUUUCUUUCUUUUAAUUCUAGUUUCUAUUAUAGAUUUUUUUUCUUUCUUUCUUUCUUUCUUUCUUUCUUUCUUUCUUUCUUAUUCCAUUACCUUCUUUUUUUUUUCUUAUUUAUUUCCUCUUUUCCUGUUCGCCCCUCCGUUCCUCUUUCUUUCUUUCUUUCUUUCUUUCUUUCUUUUAAUUCUAGUUUCUAUUCUAGAUUUUUCUUUCUUUCUUUCUUUCUUUCUUUCUUUCUUUCUUUCUUUCUUUCUUUCUUUCUUAUUCCAUUACCUUCUCUUUUUUUUCUUAUUUAUUUCCUCUUUUUCCUGUUCGCCCCCUCCGUUCCUCUUUCUUUCUUUCUUUCUUUCUUUCUUUCUUUCUUUCUUUCUUUCUUUUAAUUCUAGUUUCUAUUCUAGAUUUUUCUUUCUUUCUUUCUUUCUUUCUUUCUUUCUUUCUUUCUUUCUUUCUUUCUUAACCUCACCCAUCCGCUUUCCUUUUUUUUUUUUUUUUUUUUUUUUUUAA
This is a messenger RNA of Acanthosepion pharaonis, 690 nucleotides long. Lineage: Eukaryota; Metazoa; Mollusca; Cephalopoda; Sepiida; Sepiidae. The record is from the annotation of a GenBank genome assembly.